UUAAUAGAUUUGGUCGCACCGAUGUAAACAGAGUUUUUCGCACUGAGUAAAUUAAAUUGCAGAUUUAUUUUGUUAAAGUAAGCACUUAUUAGAGUAUUGUACAAAAUGGAGAUGGUUGAACCCGAUUCGCACUUGGUGGCCCUGAAAGUUAUGCGCUUGAUGCGGCCCACUUUGGUGGGCCUUGGACCUGUGGUAACCUGCGAGCCCACGGAUUUGGUGCAGAGAUUUAGCAACUCCCAGGAGAGCGACGGAAUGUCCGGUGCCUGUGCAGAGACCUUGGCGGCCGGCCAAGUGCUACUGCUGCCACAGUCCUUCGGCAGCAUUUACCUGGGCGAAACAUUCGCGAGCUACAUCUGCGUCCACAACACCACCCCGAAUCCGGUGGAGUGCGUCACCGUCAAGGCGGAUCUCCAGUCGAACACGUCACGCAUCAACCUAUCCAUGCACGAGAACUCCAAGUCGCCAGUGGUAUUGCCGCCGGGUGGAACCAUUGACGAUGUGAUACGAUACGAGGUAAAGGAAAUCGGAACACACAUUCUCGUCUGCGAAGUGAACUACUCGACUCCUGCGGGCUAUGCUCAAUCGUUGAGAAAGUUUUUCAAGUUCCAAGUGCUGAAGCCACUCGAUGUGAAAACCAAGUUCUACAAUGCGGAAAUCGACGAAAUCUACUUGGAGGCACAGAUCCAAAACGUGACCACCAGUCCCUUCUGCCUGGAAAAGGUGGAGCUAGAUGGCUCCGAGGACUACUCCGUCACACCACUGAACACGCUGCCAAAUGGGGAAUCCGUAUUCACGGUGAAGCACAUGCUGCAACCCAACAAUAGUUGUCAGUUCCUCUAUUGCAUCAAGCCCAAAGGAGAUAUUGCGAAGAACGUGGAUACCCUGCGGCAAUUUAAUAAUGUGGGAAAACUGGACAUCGUCUGGAGGUCGAAUCUGGGCGAGAAGGGCAGAUUGCAAACUAGUCAGCUACAGCGAUUGCCAUUCGAAUGCAAAACGCUCCGCUUGGAAGUACUGGAUGCGAAGAACACCAUUAAAAUCGGCACGAUAUUCACGUUCAAUUGUCGCUUGACGAAUACAUCCGAGCAUCCAAUGAAACUGAAUGUGCGACUGGCUGCAAAGUUUUCGCCCGAUAGUCAAUACACGGGCUGUGCUGAUUUUAUGCUGAAUCUUCUGCAAAGUGGCGAAUCUGCCGAGUUUCCAUUGUCCGUCUGUCCAUCUAAAUUGGGCCUCGUAAAAAUAACACCCUUGGUAUUGACCAACACGCUCCAAAAUGAGCAGUUCACCAUUGAAAACGUCGUCGAUGUUUUUGUUGUUAAUUCGGAUUACGAUAAUGAUACCACAACUCAUCAGAAUAAGUUAAUUCGUUACGAAAGUGCUGCAAGCUGUUUGACCCAAAAGCAAGUUCAACUACAAGUUGUUUAGAAUUGAAUAGAUGCAAAAAUGUAUACUUUAACUUUAUGUUAAUGUGGAAUAGAUUUUAUAAUUUAUGUUGUUAUUCUGUGUAAAACGCUAUACCUUAAUAAAAAAAGUCGGCGGGAUAAUUUUUUUAAUGAAAA
Messenger RNA from Drosophila sechellia, 1556 nucleotides. Its product is annotated as probable trafficking protein particle complex subunit 13 homolog. The transcript has 5 exons. NCBI's taxonomy places the organism in Eukaryota, Metazoa, Arthropoda, Insecta, Diptera, Drosophilidae. The coding region runs from base 106 to 1422 and encodes 438 amino acids. Gene Ontology annotation, cellular component: TRAPPIII protein complex. The record is from RefSeq and is a predicted model, not a curated record.